Molecule: messenger RNA, 717 nt
Organism: Dryobates pubescens (Downy woodpecker)
Lineage: Eukaryota; Metazoa; Chordata; Aves; Piciformes; Picidae
Product: olfactory receptor 14J1-like
Exons: 4
Biological process (GO): G protein-coupled receptor signaling pathway
Cellular component (GO): membrane
Molecular function (GO): olfactory receptor activity
Source: RefSeq, a predicted model, not a curated record
CACUAUGAGACCCUCCUGGGCAGCAGAGUUUGUCUCCACCUGGCAGCAGCUGCCUGGGGCUCUGGGGCUCUCACUGCUCUGCUGCACACAGCCAAUACAUUUUCCCUGCCCCUCUGCCAGGGCAUUGCUGUGGACCAGUUCUUCUGUGAAGUCUCUCAGAUCCUCAAGCUCUCCUGCUCCACAUCCUACCUCAGGGAACUUUGGCUUAUUGUGGCCAGCGUCUGUUUAUACUGUGUCUGUUUUGUGUUCCUUGUGGUGUCCUAUGUGCAGAUCUUCAGGGCAGUGCUGAGGAUCCCCUCUCAGCAGGGACGCCACAAAGCCUUUGCUACCUGCCUCCCUCACCUGGCUGUGGUCUCCCUGUUUCUCACCACUGGCUUCUUUUCCUACCUGAAGCCCUCCUCCAUCUCCUCCCCAUCCCUGGACUUGGUGGUGUCAGUUCUGUACUCAGUGGUGCCUCCAUACAGAGUAGGCCUUGUCCAAGUACCAACUGUUGUCUUCAUGCCAUCCCAGUAUUGUCCGAGUUAUGUUCCAGAAACUGGAUCCAAAGGCAUCACCCAUGAGCUGAACGGGAGAAGUGAGCAGACGACGCGUCCAUCCCCUACACUGCAGGUCAGUGGGUCAGAAGAAAGGUAUUCCAACAGAAGCGAUAGAUGGGCUAUCCACAAGGCAAUUAGAGGUGAUUUUGAGUUGCUGGCGAGAGCCCAAGGAGAGGGCUGA